GAUUCAAGUUCCUUUUGACACUUAUUUUGAAGUUAAACCACUUCUGGAGUUCCACAGAGUUAUUACAAUGGAAGAUUUCAUGAAAGACAUUGCACCAACUCUCUGGCCUCCAGAGAAAAGAACCGGCAACUGAGAGUAUACUCAUUCUUCCUAUAACAGUAUUCUGCUACACUGCAAGAUCUGAAAAUAAAGGCUGCAAUGCAAAGGAGGGGAACCCCUUUGGACCAUUUUGGGACACAUUCAGCAUAGACUUUGCAGGUUCUGAGUUUUACAGCCCUCUACACUAUGACGUGCACAAUUCAAACAUGUCAGAGCAGUGGAAUGCCAAAUAUAAUCCUUCAGAAUGGCCGGUUCUAGCAUUUGCUGGAGCUCCUGCAAGUUUUCCUGUGCAGUUGGAGAAUAGAGAUUUGCACCGUUAUCUCAAGUGGAACACGGCUAUGAGCAAUGCAGCUAAUGAAUUCAUCAAGACCAAAAUGCCGAAGGGAGGUUUCAUUGGGAUACACCUUCGAAACGGCAUUGAUUGGGUGAGAGCUUGUGAACACAUCAAGACCAGUCCCAACCUGUUUGCAGCUCCCCAGUGCCUCGGGUACAGGAAUGAAUAUGGACCUGCCACACAGGACAUGUGUUUCCCUCCACUCGAUGUCAUCGUGAAGCAGCUUAAGAGGUUGCUGAGGAACUCCAAAGAUGUCGCUUCAAUAUUUGUUGCUUCAGAUAGCAACCACAUGAUCAAAGAAUUGGCGACUUCUUUGAAGAAAUCAGAGGUAACAGUGCAUAAACUGGAGCAAAACAACCCACAUCUAGAUCUUGCGAUUCUUGGCCGUGCAAACUACUUUGUGGGCAAUUGUAUUUCUUCGUUCUCAGCGUUUGUGAAGCGGGAGCGUGACGUACGCAAGUUUCCAUCUGCGUUCUGGGGCUUUCCACCUCCUAGGGGCACUGGAGCUCAUGAUGAGCUGUAAACUCUGGAAUGACCAUAUCUCUGCUCUAGUCUAAGAAGAAUCAAGUGCUCAGUACGCAUCCUAAAGACAAUGGUCUAAUUACCAAUAAUUGUUAUGUAUGAAUUCAUUCUUUGAAUUCAAAAUUCCUCUUGACUGUUAGAUAUAUUGUAGUGCUAAUGCCAAAGGUAAGGAUUGAAUGAUUGAAUUGUAUGCAUGUGUUAAACUUAGUUUGUAUUGUAUGCGUGUGUUAACAAUUUUUUGAAUUGUAUGUGUGUUGUUGAACUUGCUCUUGCAUCAUUGUUUAAUGAUGAGUACAAAAAUAUCUCAGUUACUACAGUCCCAAUCGAUCUUUGAGAUGAAGAAGAGUUUUGAAAAAAAAAAAAAUGAUAAUGAAAUCAGUUAUUAUGUUGAACAAAACCUAAUCUAAAAAUAAUCUUUGAGAAAAUUAGUAAAUUUGUAUCAUUCUAUAUAAAAUAAUUAAGUUAUUACUGGGUUUUAUUGAUUUUCCACUCAUUACUGUGUUUUUUAACUUAAGGAAUAAUAAUAAAUUUUGUGUCAAGUGCAGGAUACACUGCUUUGCAAAAGUA
Messenger RNA from Homalodisca vitripennis (glassy-winged sharpshooter), 1522 nucleotides. Its product is annotated as GDP-fucose protein O-fucosyltransferase 1-like. Lineage: Eukaryota; Metazoa; Arthropoda; Insecta; Hemiptera; Cicadellidae. The coding region runs from base 306 to 956 and encodes 216 amino acids. The transcript has 6 exons. Gene Ontology annotation, molecular function: peptide-O-fucosyltransferase activity. The record is from RefSeq and is a predicted model, not a curated record. Gene Ontology annotation, biological process: Notch signaling pathway; protein O-linked glycosylation via fucose.